This is a messenger RNA of Aspergillus affinis, 1161 nucleotides long. RefSeq names its product putative O-methyltransferase. The coding region runs from base 1 to 1161 and encodes 386 amino acids. The transcript is spliced from 5 exons. The record is from RefSeq and is a predicted model, not a curated record. Gene Ontology annotation, molecular function: O-methyltransferase activity. Lineage: Eukaryota; Fungi; Ascomycota; Eurotiomycetes; Eurotiales; Aspergillaceae.
AUGGACACCAUCAUCACUCAGGUCCACUCCCUGUCCCAGAACGCCGACCAGGCAGGUCGCAGGUCAAUUCAGCAUGCCCUUAGAAGACUUCUGCUGGAGCUUCAAGAUCCAAAAGACAUAUUUUAUCAGCUCCUCAACGGGCCCGUCGUGCUGACUGUUGUCCGCCUGAGCAUGGAUCUCAAGCUCUUCGAAGCUCUCGCAAACAGCGAUUCUCCUCGAACGGUGACCAGUCUUGCAGAGCAGCUCAAGGCCGGUCCAGACUUGCUCGCCCGCAUCCUUCGAUAUCUCGCGUCCCACAACCUAAUCCAAGAGACCGGAGUUGAGGAAUUCGCAGGGAAUUUAACGACCCAGCUCUUAGCCAAAAAGGGAACCGAUGCAAUAUUCAGCCACGGAUUCCAUGUCGCAGGCCCGGUGUUGCAGGUUACUCCUACCUUCCUAACAGAAACCAAGUACCAAGACAUCUCCGAGACGAAUAAAACUCCGUUCCAAAAGGCCUUCAACACUGACCUCUCGGCAUCCGAAUGGCUGGCUGAGCAUCCGGAGCAAACGCAGCACGUGCAGCAGGCAAUGUUAUCGACCCAGACGGGCGAAUGGGUUCAGAACUUUGAAUCUUUAGACAACACGGUCAAUUCUUUCAUCGAGUCACGACAGGCCUCGUCAGACAGGCCAUUUUUUGUCGAUAUAGGCGGGAGCUACGGACACCAGACCAUCCAUCUCAGGGACAAACACCCUAGCCUAACUGGUUGUCUUGUUCUUCAAGACCAGAAACAUGUAGUCGAUCAGGUUCCUACACUCGAGGGGAUCAAGGUGAUGGCUCAGGACAUCUUCACGCCUCAGGCCAUUCAAGACGCUCGAUUCUAUUACCUCAGUCGCGUACUGCAUGACUUCCCAGAUGAGUCCUGCGUCAAGAUUCUCCAGAACAUCAUUCCCGCGAUGACGAGCGAGUCUCGGAUUCUCAUCGACGAGACGGUUCUACCUGAUACUAACGUUUCGUGGCAAGCGACCAUGGGUGAUCUGUAUAUGAUGUUCAUGGCGGGUGGGAAGGAGCGGUCGGAGAGGCAGUGGCGGGAUUUGGCCGGUAGUGCAGGGCUCCAGGUCACUCAUCUACACGUUUACGAUUCCUCGCAUCAUCGGGCGGUGCUUGUUCUUGAGAAAGAGUGA